Molecule: messenger RNA, 3768 nt
Organism: Nasonia vitripennis (jewel wasp)
Lineage: Eukaryota; Metazoa; Arthropoda; Insecta; Hymenoptera; Pteromalidae
Gene: dpr1
Product: zwei Ig domain protein zig-8
Exons: 6
Coding region: 816-1700 (294 amino acids)
Biological process (GO): synapse organization
Cellular component (GO): neuron projection membrane
Source: RefSeq, a predicted model, not a curated record
AGUGUGUCACUUCGCGCCGCGCCGAGUCAGCGCUCGUUCGUUCCUCUCGGGAGCCGCCGCCGCCGCCGCCGUCGCACCGGUCAACGGUCCACCACGUUCUUCCGUAUAUCGUUCGACAACGGAUAUACUCGUCUCGUCGUACUUACAGCAGCAGCAGCAGAGUGAAUUGGUUAGUUGGUUCAGUGACGUUGAAAUCGGGUGUGCACGAGUGACACCUAUUAGUGCGUGCCAGCAGCGAGUGACUUGCAUAAAAUCGAGUGUGUAUAAACAAGUUUUGUGAAGAAAAAACGAAUACAUAGAAAACAAGCUCAGCCAUGAGGCGGCGCUGCAUGAACGCGACGAACGAGAAAACGUCAACAAGGCUGGCCAACCGCCAGUGACCUGUGCGAACUCGCGCGCCGCCAGUUCCGAGAAGUCAGAGGGCCCGCGAGAGAGGGGGCCGCAUCAUGCGCUCGAAUUCUACCGCAGCGCGGCCUCGCCUCAGUAGCCAACGGCCGUGAAAGCGCGCCCAACGAGAUAUAGCUAUAUACGACGAUUCGCAGAGCAAAGUCAGAACCGAUAACGAACCCGAGCCCGCGGACACACGCGCCGCCGAGUAUUAAUAGCGAUUAUGUUGAUCGCGGGACGCGCCAGCCCCGAGGAGUGCUGAUUUUCUUUGUGCAGUAUAGCAGCAGUGUUGGAGAGUGAGUGAGAGAACACGUAUAUACACGCAUAUACACACACGCAUACGCGCGCGCCGGGGCGAGUGAUGGAAUUUUCGCAACUGUGAACAAAGUGUGCGCCGAUUGUGAUAGUCGCAGAUCCAGAGAGAGACAAUGCUGGUUCAAUUGUUCGUCGCCCUCCUGACGCUCCUCGAUAACAGCUCGGCUCAAGGAGCCCUGGCGCAAGAUCAGAGGUUACUGGGCAGCAGCGGGAGCAACAGCAUCGGCACCGCGGCAGCCCUCACGGGGACGAAGAAUACCAGCGGCUGGCCGCAAUUCGAGACGAGCGUCGCUCGCAACGUCACGAUCGCCGUCGGCCAGACGGCCUUUCUACACUGCAGGGUCUAUCAGCUCGGCGAUAAAGAGGUCUCGUGGAUGCGAAAGAGGGACAUGCACAUCUUGAGCGCGGGCAUCUUCAUGUACACCUCGGACCUGAGGUUUCAAGUCAUCCAUCCGGACAAGUCCGAGAAUUGGACGCUGCAGAUCAAGUCGCCGCAGCAGCGGGACUCCGGUGUUUACGAAUGCCAGGUCAGCACCGAGCCCAAGAUGUCCCUCAACUACAGCCUCAACGUGGUCGAGGCACGAGCCAGGAUAACGGGCGCCUCGGACAUCAUCGUCAAGACGGGCAGCUCGCUGACGCUGACCUGCGUCAUGUCGCAAGGUCCGCACAACCUCGGCACCGUCAAUUGGUACCGGGGCAGUACGCUCGUUACGACCUCGACGAUAUCGGCGAACGACGUCGACACGGAGCCGAGGAUCGUCGUGGAGACCGAGUGGAGCGAUGCCCUCACCUCCAAAUUGAAGAUCAACCGAAUAAGGUCGACCGACACUGGGAAUUACAGUUGCGUCCCGACGGCCGCGGAGAGAGCGAGCGUCAACGUGCACGUGAUCAACGGCGAGCACCCGGCGGCGAUGCAGCAUGGGAACACAGCCGCGGGCUGGCCAACCUCGCGGACGAUCCUCGUGACCCUCGCCUUCUUCCUCGGCAAGCUGAGAUAAUGUGCGGACCAAGCGCCUCGUGACAAAGCAACCAACACAGUACACACCUAAACGCGCGAUACACGCGGGACACCGAGUGCCAGAGGGAGAGUCAGAGAGAUACACACAGCCACGCUCACACACACACAGACACAUACAUACACACACACACACACACACCUCGUCUCUCCCUCUCCAUAGCCUCGGCGGCAGUGUAUUAGCGAGAGGAAACACGUGAGAGAGAAGCGCCUGUUGUGUGCGUUUGUGUCUGUGUACCUGUAGUCGUAUAUGCACUGUAUGAUGUAAAAAGCGCCCAAGAUGAGCGGCGAGGCGGCGACGAUCUCGUUAAGAGGGACAGCUAGCCGUGUGUGCGAGUGCAAAAGAAAGGGAAAACGAAAGAGGACGAAUCAGAGCCGAAGAACCGUCAUAUAUAAAUAUUAACAGCCGGAGAUAAAAAAUUUGGUCUCUCUUCUCUUAUACAUAUAUUCCUGUGAGUGUAUUCGCCCACGCACAAACCAUCGAUUCGGAGUCAUUGUUAAGUACGGGUAAAUAUCGAGAAAGAGAUAAAGGCAGUCUUCCGCGUCUACAAUUUACCUGGCUCGCUCGCUCCUGCGCUCUUGGGAAUACACACUCGAGGAGCAAGCGAGAGAGAGAAAGAGAGAGAGAGAGAGAGAGAGAGAGAGAGAGAGAGAGAGAGAGAGAGAGAUAGUCGCAAAAGAGAAUAGAGGAAGAAGUGCAAGCGGAAAGUCGGCCCGAGAGAGGGAUGGAAAGUCGCUAUUCCUCGAGAAACGCUCGGAAGAGCUUUAAAUCGAAAGGCAACGACAAAGGACCGAGAGCGAGAGAGGGAGAGAGGCAAAGACGUGACUUUCGGCUCAGUCUUUCCCCUCGUCCUCCCUCUCCCCCUAUAUAUCGCCUCCUUUUUUACAAGAGAGGAUGAGGAUGAAAGAGCGGGAGUUAAGUACUCACACAGCGACAUUCGAAAACGCGAUGCAUAGCGCGCGCAGGAUCCGAAGGAGAGAGAGAGAGAGAGAGAGAGAGAGAGAGAGAGAGAGAGAGAGAGAGUGCGGGUAGAUACGCUUAAAUUAGAGUGUAUAAGAGAAAAAGAGACGGAGAACGUUAAGAUAUAUGUGUAUAUAGAACUCGAUCGGGUUGUGAUCAGUCAUGCGGCGAUUCGGGAAAUCUUCCGGCGGUGCUCUUUCUCCCUCCCUCUCUCACUCUCCGUGAAAAGAGAGUCGAAGCUAUAUACGGGAGCAGCGAGAGACACUUCUUUGCAGAUGAGUUUUCAAGUCGCAAAACAGAGAGGAUAAAGUGCGAGUGGUCUUCUAUACCGAUGAUGAACGCGAGCGAGAGAGCGGAGCGGAUCGCCCGGUAUGAAUUAUACAGGAGGAAAAAAGAGUUAUUGGAACGAUCGAGUGCUAGAGAGAGAAUAACAGAAACGAACCCGCAUCGAGAUGUUAUUCAUAGAGAGCUAAGUUCAAGUACAUGUAUACAUACAGAGGAGGGAUUGCUGCGGAAAAAUGCACAAGGAACGACGCUCACCCUUAUACACGCGCAAGAGAGAAUUAUAUAUGCAAACGUGCACGCACGCGAAUGACGAUACACGUACGACAAAAGAUAUAUAGACACUGUAAUGUUGAGCGAGAGACAAUGUGCGGGAGGACACGUCUAUACACACAAACACACACAUUCACAAUGUUUAUGUAAACGAAAACAAAAGAAACGUAGAGAUUUCGAGCGCGAAUGGGAGAGUGCAAUGAUUGCGAUGAUGAUAAUGAUGAUGAUUAUUAUUACUGUGCGACAAAAGUGUGCGACAUACUUAUAUAUGAUAUACAUGAGCGAGAGGUGCGAGAGAGAGAGAGAGAGAGAGAGAAUGAUAUAGAGUGGAUUUUUCUCACGCGACGACGUUAUAAUUAAGGAAGUAAAAUGAUUUUUCGAUGGUACUUCAUUUUUUGUGUUUUAAUUGUCAGUGGCUAAGAAAACAAACUUCGAGAAAUUGUGUACCCCCUGAACCUUUCCAAAAGCGACACUCUUCGACGCCAUCUUGUACAUAAUAUUUUACUCUUGUAAAUAAAAAUCGAUCCUUACGAAA